AUGAUAUCGGAAGCAGUGGAGGCGGACACAUUCCUUCGAAUUUACGAAGCUAUUGAGGAUUCAUCACGUAAAAUCCAACUUCCAUUCCGUCAUCUCUGUGGUAUUCGAAAAGUGGUAUGGUCAUCAUUUGAUUAUAUGACUGGACCUGAAUUGGGUUUCACUUGGGAGGCAGUUACUGCUACAAGCGGAUCUACGUCAAGCGGCAAAAGUUCAUUGUCGGGUAGCUCAAGUCUCACUUCUUCCUUUACCAAAGGAUGUGGAAGUGGUACUGAUUAUGAAGAAAUUGACGAUGUCUAUAGGAGUGAAUUAUUGACAGAAGCAAUAUCCGACAUAAAAAUAUGUACCAUGUGUACUAAUACCAUUGGAAAUCUCGAUGGUUAUCCCUUUGAUCAGGCUUCUGAACUCCCUUACGAUAUUUUCAAAAUGAAUAUGAUCAUAUGCAAUGAUGAACAGUUGGAUGAAUUAAUGACUGAAAGCCGUUCAACUAUCGGUGGGACCACUACGGAAACUGCUAGUGACAGUGAUCAUAUGAAACAUUUAACAAGUUUGGCUUCUACAUCAAGAAAUGACGAUCUUGAAAGUUCAGCAAAUAGUUUUAAUGACAGCAGUGUUCACAAGGUGGAAGAAUUUGUUGGAAAGAGCACACCAAAUGGAGUUGAAGAUUUGCUAAUACUUGAUGAGACAGCUACAAAAAAUAUUGAAGAUUUACAAGGAAUGGUUUCGUCGGGUGUCGAUUCGGGUAUAGUAGGCACAGUAUCGAUGUAUAGUGGAUUGAGUACAAUAACCUCUUCACACAUAAAAGAAGUAUUGAAUAUUGAGCAAAAUAGCGAAGUCAAUGAGAAACCUUGCAUUGUUGAUCAUGACCGCGCCGUAACAGAUAAUAAGGCUACUGCAAACUGUGUUGGAGUAGAGCAAACUGUUCAAUAUGUUGGACAUGCUGAUUAUGAGACACUUUGUGAUUUGGUCAGAGAAAGUAGCACAGUUCAGCUUUCUGAUGAAGAAUAUGUUGCCAAAUUUGUUCUUGCCGAGCAAAUUUGCAGCACACCGAUGCCGUCAAAUCCAGUAAUACAUAAGUUGACUUUGUUGCCAAAACGUCGUCUUUUUGUUGGUUCAUAUUUAUUUCAAGUGAAUGGUGGUACUCGUCAUGACUGUGCUAUGUGUGCAAUUUCACUUCUUGGUGAUUACUCAAAAUGGGAGUGGUAUGCUGAAAGACAAAAUAUAAUUGAGGAAGUAUUCACAGAUAUGAUACCGCGUUUGCGGAUCUCGUAUUUAAAAGAAAGUAUAGAAGAUUUUGUAUGCCGCGCAACCAAAGAAAUAUCGAAGCUGAUGUCAUUUAUUGGUGUUUGUGAAGCUUACCCGUUGUUGUCACAAAAUGCAUAUGAUAUUCGGUUUCGACAAACAUAUUUUGGCAGUGGAAAACUGCAAGACAAUUCGUUUUUGGCGAAGGCCAUAACAGCGGUACUUUUAUCGCAGUCACACUGUGUUAUUGUUGGUGACAAGAAGGCUGAUAUUGUCAAAAUGUUGCUGACGCUAUGCCUGUUUGUUGCACCAGAAUGGCGAUGGCUAUGCAUUAAACCAUUUCAUCACCCUUAUUCUCCUUAUCUUCGCCUGCAAGCUGUUCAGCGAAUUGAACUGAUUACUAUAAUGUGUGCUGGUGCCGAAUCACAUUGGCCGAUAUCAGUGAUUGAUCUGGAUCGUCGAAUUGUAUAUACUUCUUCACCACAUCCAAAGCAUCGUAUACUAAAGCUUCUCAAGCAGAAGAGUGACAUCACGCAGAUACUGAAAGGAACCGGUGUUGAUUUCAAAGACUCAUUAAUACCGAAAAUUGAACUACGAAAUUGUCAUGCAGACCCUCGUGUUGCAAAUUUUCUCAGCAGAAUGGAUUUAUUGCCAUUUGAAAGAAGUGCUCGUUUGGGAUUUAUAAGGCAGUUCAGACUGAUGAUCGAAAACUCAGCUAGAGCACUUAUUGCGUAUAUACAAGACAUAAGUGAACCCGAUUCAUCUUAUAAGCAACAUACAGCAAGCUCGAGGUGGAAUCUUUGGCCUGUACGAAAGUCGCUCAAUUUAGUCAGCAAUGCAUCAUUUUUAGUAACCCUAUCUGAAGCUGAACGGAUUUUACCAGAUAUUGCUGAUUUUAUAUGUGAGUCGAACAAGCUUUGA
Cercopithifilaria johnstoni is the source of this 2160-nucleotide messenger RNA. The record is from the annotation of a GenBank genome assembly. Lineage: Eukaryota; Metazoa; Nematoda; Chromadorea; Rhabditida; Onchocercidae.